Messenger RNA from Encephalitozoon romaleae SJ-2008, 1185 nucleotides. Its product is annotated as putative membrane protein. Gene Ontology annotation, cellular component: membrane. The record is from RefSeq and is a predicted model, not a curated record. Gene Ontology annotation, biological process: lipid modification. The transcript has a single exon. NCBI's taxonomy places the organism in Eukaryota, Fungi, Microsporidia, Unikaryonidae. Bases 1 to 1185 code for a protein of 394 amino acids. Gene Ontology annotation, molecular function: acyltransferase activity.
AUGAUAAGAAAAAUCUCUGAGGUAAAUUACUUAGAGCGUAGAUUUCUGGCUUCUCUUUUCCUAACACUGUUUGUAAGCUACACCAUGAGGAAUAGGGCAAGAGCUCAUAACUUGCUGUCUGCGAUGUUAAUUCUAUAUGUAGCCUUUGAUCACAAGCAUACUGCAUAUAUACUUGCGUCCAUCGCCCUGAACAUCUUCUUACUUAAGUAUGUGCCGAUGACCGAGUACUCAUUCACCUUGGUGAACAUUAUGGUUCUUUAUGUCUACAAAAUCUUUGGAGGCCUCUUUGAGGAGAGAAUUUCAGGAUCAUUUGACAUUUCCGGGGUCUUGAUGCUAAUGACCAUAAAGAUGUGCUACCUUGGAAAAGAGUAUAACAAGAGAACGAACACCAUAAAGGAUGCCCUGUCGUACAUAUUGUUCAUACCAGGCCUUAUGCUAGGCCCAGUCCCAACAUUUAAAGAUUUCAUGGAAAACAAAUAUGAAAAGCCAAAAAAGCCUCCAUACGAAACCUUCCUAAAAUCCUUUGGGUUUUUGAUCCUCUUUCAGGCCUUGAGAGUAAGUGUCCCAAGAAGCCAUCUUUUAGAAGAAAACAUUUCAUUGCCUAUGAGGCUGGUCUAUAUAUAUCUCUUUACAGUAGGAAACAGGAUAAAAUUCUACUUUGCAUGGCAUUUCUCCCAUGGGUGCUUUACCUUCCAAAACUUCCCAAAUCUCCUGAACGCCGACUUUAUAAAAGUAGAAUUGGCAACAAGUGUAAAAGAUCUAAGCACCUAUUGGAAUAUAUGCACUGGGGUCUGGCUAAAGAACUGCUUCUUCGUCCCAAUGAAGAAAAGAUCGAUAUUCUGGGCCAGUCUGGCAACAUCUGCAGUUUCUGCACUGUGGCAUGGCAUAAACCCAUGCUAUUUGGUAAUGUUCCUCUCACUUUCGAUCUCCAUUCCGGUUGUAAAAGAAAACAACAGACUGAUCCAGCAUUUCUUCCCAUCUUUGUUCUGGAUUCUAUCUAGGGUGCAAAUGCUUCUUCUCACAACAUAUUUUACUGCAUCCUUUUUUCUUCUGGACAUUUCAGACCUUAUAUAUGUAUGGAGAAGUGUGUAUUUUGCCGGCCACAUAGUUCUUGCAUUCAGCUUGAUUGUACAGACAGCUAUUAAAUUUUUUUCACCCCCAGUAGAAAAGAAGAGGACUGAUUAA